AGAGACCAAUUUCCACUGAGAAGAGCAUCUCGAUAGAAGGAUUUGUCAUUUUCAUUCAUGGCAUCUCCUCAGGUCCGUGGUACUGGAAUGCUAUCAAAAGAACAGCUUCUCCAUCUUUUCGAUCGCUUCUGUUUCCUUACUUCCCAACCUGAGGUGAAGAAAAGGAUAGCAGACGCUGUACAGGAUAAACAGGAAGCCGUUGCUGUGACCACUGCAAUACAGGAAGAGAUAUUUUUGGAGAUGGGAGUUGAUCCGCAUUUUGGUAUUUCAUGCCUGGGUAAAGUGAGCACUCUAUAUGACAAUGACCUGGAUUUGGUGAUUCAAUUUUAUAAGUUCAUUGCAAAAGAAGAGAUAGCCUGUGAUGAAGCAGAGCUCAGGCCAGAUGAAUUUUCAGAAAGAAUGCUCAGCCAGCAGAAGUUACAGGAAAAGCAACUGGAGAUGCUGAAGUACAUGCGCAAGUUUCCCUUGGAUGAUCAGUCAGCCAUUCUUGAGAAGAUACACCAGCAGAUGGAAAAUGCCAAUUAUGAAAGUGAGUCAUCCAUUUUGUCGACUGAGCAGAUCCAAGAGAUGAAUGUUCAGAGGAAGUCAUCUCUAUUUACGCCAAGAUAGAUGUAAAACCAUGCCUUGUUAUUGUUCCUUCCUCGAAUUCUUUUGGGAGAUUUAUGUAAGGUGCGGCUAACAAAUGACAAAUGUCGAGUUCACACCCUUAACCAAAUUACUUCACUGUUACCUUGUAUCUCCUUUAGAUUGUUCAUGUUUCUUUAUUCGAUUUCCUUGAAUUCACCAAGCAUGAACUAUGCGUAUAAAUUAACAGUUUGCUUCACCUUAAGAAGCAAUUACCA
This is a messenger RNA of Prosopis cineraria, 842 nucleotides long. RefSeq lists its product as uncharacterized. The record is from RefSeq and is a predicted model, not a curated record. The transcript is spliced from 7 exons. The coding region runs from base 58 to 609 and encodes 183 amino acids. Lineage: Eukaryota; Viridiplantae; Streptophyta; Magnoliopsida; Fabales; Fabaceae.